This is a messenger RNA of Stylonychia lemnae, 1230 nucleotides long. The record is from the annotation of a GenBank genome assembly. NCBI's taxonomy places the organism in Eukaryota, Ciliophora, Spirotrichea, Sporadotrichida, Oxytrichidae.
AUGGAGAACUCUCCAGCAUUAAUGCCUGAAAACCUGCGAGAUCGACUAGGUCUAUCAAUUCAUAGCAAAUUUAAGCAGCGAAUCAAUGAGGAUUCAAUUGAAGAGUCGGAAAUAAAUAAUAAAUUAGAAACAAGCAGUGUAGAUUCAUGCACUAGUUCAAUUGAAAACGAAGUCAAUGUGAAUGCAUUUUCAUAAAUGAACUAAAUGCUAGUGCCAGCUUCGAAGUUAGAAACUAGGUCAUUCCAUAAUAUGUUCAGUCAAUAGCAGCAGCAAAUUAAUAAAAAGCACACUUUUGAUGCCAAAUAAAGCCUUGUCCCUAAUUUGAUAGAUUAAAACAUAACUAGGGCAUUAUAAUUAUCUAGGUAACUAAGAAGAAUAUCUACUCCCUUGAGUGAGGCUUCAUAUGAUUCUCAAAUUUAGCAAUAAACUUAGCAACCUAAUUUUAUCUCUUAGAGACACAGUCGCCAUAAUGUAGACAAUGCUUAUUUGCCUCUACUGUGGCUUGGCCAAAAGAAAGAGUCUGCAAGUUUAAAUACUAAGCCCCUUCUAAACUUUAAAAAACGUCUAAAUUUCUUCAAUAUUCGAAGUCCUAGCUAUAAUAACACUAAUUAGAAUAACUCGGGGAGAAAGAUGAUAUCACCAAAGAAUACUUCAAACAUAAUGUAAAAGUUAAAAACUAUUGUUGGGAAAAAUAACUAACGGAAUCAUGAGUAUUAAGAGCUCUAGGAAUUCAUCUAGCUAGAGAAAUAGUCAAUGGACUAGUCUUCUGAUACAUUCGAAAAGCAUAAUUUUAAGUUGAAAAGUAAACGAUCUCCACCUUAGGUUAAUAACAACUUUAUAUUUGAAACUAAGGAGAAGUCUUAAAAGAAAAAGAAGUCUAGGAUUUACUUAGACUAACGUAGAAGCAGUAUUAAUAUCUAAAAGUCUAAUAUGUUUAAGGGAAUAAUAAUGCUACAAAAUUCUAAAUUAAUAUAACGAAUAGAAAGAUAAGAUACUAUAUAUUUAUGUCAAGCCUACAACGAGAUAAAAGCAGCAAAAAUCAAACUAAAUAAUAAAAGCUUCAAGAAAGAUAAAAAAUCAAUUAUUGACUAAAUACAAUCUGAAUUAGGUAGCUCUACUUUCUUAACCAAUAAGCCAAAAGAAAAACUUGAUAAAAUAGAUAAGAUUAUCAAAAUCUUAUCCGGUAUAAAAGAUAAUAUAUAUAAUUCAAAAAAAACAAAUCAUUUUUGA